AUGUCGACUGAAGUGCAGACCACGACUGCCGAGCCUCAGACGCUGCAGCUUCGCGCUGAAACGUCUAUCGACUACGACAAAGAGAAGUAUAAGUACGAAAGGUACUUGUCGCACUUCACGCCCGGAACCCAGCCGCCUCUCGAGGAGUUUGAACAUGUCGAUGUUGGCUUGAGAGCAGAUCCCGAGAAGAAGAACUUGUUGCAGGCUCCGGGGGUCAACGCUGAAGAAAUCACGCCCGCUAUCGGCACCGAGAUUCAUGGAAUCCAGCUGAGCAAGCUGAACUCCGCUCAGCUGGAUGACCUGGCUCUUCUGGCUGCGGAGCGCGGCGUCGUGCUGUUCCACGACCAAGAUUUUGCGGACAUCGGGCCCGAGAGGCAAAGGGAAUACGGGAAGCAUUUCGGACCUCUACAUGUGCAUCAGAUGGGCGGUCAGAUCAAGGACUACCCUGAGCUGCUGCCUGUCUAUCGUGACUUCACGGCUGGAGCUGUCGACAAUGAGAUCAAAGACAAUAUCACGAGCGUGAAGUGGCAUAGUGAUAUGAGUUACGAGAUAAACGGCAUGGGUACGACGACGUUCCUUGCGCUGAGCACACCAUCUUCAGGCGGUGAUACCUUGUAUCUUUCCACCACAGCUGCCUAUUACGCCCUCUCAGACACAUACCGUACGCUUCUUCACGGCCUGAAGGCAGUUCACUCUGGCUUCUCUCAAGCCUCGGUGCAUGACCACAGAGAGAGAUACAUCAGAGAACCAAUCGAAACUGUCCACCCUGUGGUCCGGACUCAUCCCGUCACCAAGAAGCUGUCUCUCUACGUCAACAGGCUAUACACCAAGAGAAUUGUUGGUAUGAAGCAAGAGGAGAGCGCGUCGCUUUUGAACUUCUUGUUUGAUCACAUUGAAAGGGGACAGGAUUGGCAUCUGAGAGUACACUGGAAACCUGGAACGGUCGUGGUGUAUGAUAACAGAAACACUCAGCAUUCAGCACUGAGGGACUUCCGUGUGGAGGAGGGAACUACCAGGAGGCACAUGUUGAGGAUCACACCGCAGGCUGAGAGGCCUUACUUUGAGGAAACUAAAGCAGAAUGA
This is a messenger RNA of Colletotrichum karsti, 1083 nucleotides long. RefSeq names its product alpha-ketoglutarate-dependent taurine dioxygenase. The transcript is spliced from 4 exons. The coding region runs from base 1 to 1083 and encodes 360 amino acids. NCBI's taxonomy places the organism in Eukaryota, Fungi, Ascomycota, Sordariomycetes, Glomerellales, Glomerellaceae. Gene Ontology annotation, molecular function: 2-oxoglutarate-dependent dioxygenase activity. The record is from RefSeq and is a predicted model, not a curated record. Gene Ontology annotation, cellular component: cytoplasm.